Phymastichus coffea is the source of this 4110-nucleotide messenger RNA. RefSeq lists its product as uncharacterized. The record is from RefSeq and is a predicted model, not a curated record. Gene Ontology annotation, biological process: sphingolipid metabolic process. Bases 261 to 3629 code for a protein of 1122 amino acids. The transcript has 16 exons. Lineage: Eukaryota; Metazoa; Arthropoda; Insecta; Hymenoptera; Eulophidae. Gene Ontology annotation, cellular component: lysosome.
GCCUGUAGCGACGCAUAAAAAGAAAGAAGACUAUCGGCGAACGUAGUAAGAGCGUCUGGACCGAGUAGAGUCAACGUUGUCGAAGUGUUUACUGCGAAGUUUACAUAUAUCAUCCACAUUUAUAUCAACCACAUAUUAUUUCUUCACUUCUUGAUCUAAAUAGAAGCAGUAGUAAGCAGAAUAAGAGCUGAAGAAUCAGAAAAUAAAACUGGGAAUAAGUAGAAGGAAGUAGAGACGAGCGAAAGUUCGCUCAGGUCAUUAUGAAGGAGUUCUUAGUUGUGCUAUGUGCGAUCCUGGCUGUUACAACAGCCAGAGUGGUGAUUAAUAUUGAAGGUCAAGAUACCCCUCAUUUGUUGGGUUCUAAAGCUUGUACAUGGGGACCUUCAUAUUGGUGUCAAAACAUAACCACUGCUGCAGGAUGCAACGCAACAAAGCAUUGCAUUCCCAAGGUUUGGGAAAAACUGCAAGUACCAGAAGAUCAUGACAGUGUUUGUCAAAUUUGCAAAGAUAUGGUCAAACAGGCUCGUGAUCAAUUAGAAAGCAAUGAAACUCAAGAGGAUUUAAAAACUGUCUUUGAAGGGAGUUGUGCCUUGAUCUACAUUAAGCCAAUUGUUAAGGAAUGCGAUAAAUUAGUUGAUGAAUUUAUUCCUGAACUGGUUGAAACUUUAGCAUCUCAAAUGAAUCCUUCAGUGGUUUGCUCUGUAGCUGGACUUUGUAACUCUGCUCAUAUAGAUAAACUUAUUGAAGAAUAUGAAAAACAAUCUAAAAUAAAGAAAUUAGAAUCACAAAUGUCUUUAGAGAAUGAUGAAUAUAAACCUAAUGAUUGUUCGAAAUGCUAUACAGUAGCACAUCACAUGGAACAUAAAUUCAGUCAAACAUCUCGUGAUAAAGUUCUUGAACAAUUUUUGCACAUCUGUGGUGAAUUCAGCUCAUUUUCUGAUGCUUGCUCUUCUAUUAUCCUUACCAAUUUUGAAGUAAUUUAUUCACACCUUCAAAAUAAUUUGAAUGCUGAUAAUGUUUGUCAUUUAUCUGGAAAAUGUAGCUACAAAUUUCAUAUCCAUAAAAAUGCAACUGAAAAGACUCCAGAAGUUGAAAUUCGUCCUUUAUCCAGUGUGGGUAUGGUUGAAAUCAAUGAUGAUUUGCCUUGCAAACUUUGCGAACAACUUGUUGGUCAUUUAAGGGAUCUAUUAGUAGCUAACACAACUGAAGCUGAAUUCCAGCAAGUUCUUGAAGGGCUUUGCAAACAAACUAAGUCGUUUGCACAAGAGUGCAAAUCAAUCGUUGAUGAAUACUAUCCUGAAAUAUAUGCUUUCCUUACUAAACGUUUAGAUGGUAAUGCUAUUUGUCAAAUGGGAGGUUUGUGCCCAGCACCUAAUAAGAAGUCAGCUCCUAUUUGGCCACUUGUACCAGAAUCUCAUGCUAAGAUUGCUGUGCGAAUUAUGAAGGAAAGUAAACCAAAAGUGCUGGAAGCUAAUGAAAUGCAAUUACCUUUAGAGCGGAUGUCUCUACCAAUGUUCAGUCCUUUAUUCAUUGAUGAUAAGUACUGUACAAGUUGCGAAUUUGUGAUGAACUACGUAAAAAAAAAUGUUGAAGACUUGAAGAAUCGGGAGGAAGUGACAAUGGUUCUUAACGAUAUGAAAACCCAUCUUCCUGGCAUCAAAGAAGAAUCAAAUGAAGAAAACUUUUUAACAAAAUAUGAACCAGCUAUAAUUGAGUUAGUUCUUAAUGGAAAAGCCCUUUCAGAAAUUUGUCCAUUAGUUGCUGUUUGCCCCACAAAUCAACAAAUUCAAGCUUGGGAACAGAUUCCUGGUGAAAUGACAGAGAAACUGUCAGUUCAAGAUAAACCCAACUGCCCUCUAUGUCUUUUUGCAGUAACUAAGUUAUAUGAACUUGUAAAAGAUGAGAAAACUGAAGCUAGUAUUGAAGCAGCUCUGGAGAAGUUGUGUCAUGAAUUACCGAAAAGUCUUAAUGAACAGUGUACUGAUUUAGUAAAAAUUUACAGUAAAGAGUUGAUUGAUAUGUUACUUAAAGAUAUGACUCCACAAGAAGUUUGUGUAUCCCUCCAAUUUUGCGAUCGUUCACAAAGGGCCAAUCACAAAUCAAAAUUGUUUUUCCAAGACAAAAUCGUCGCAAUUCCCCAAAAUGAUGUUGAGGGCAAACAAGCAUGUGCUUUUUGCGAAUAUGUGAUGCAUUAUAUUCAACAAGCCAUAACUAAUCCUAAGUCGGAGGAUAAAGUAAAGAAAGCUAUUGAUAAAAUAUGUACAAAACUACCUACUUCUGUAGGAAAUGAUUGUAUUGAGUUUAUAAACGCGUAUGGUGACGCAUUAGUAUCAAUUAUUGUUCAAGAAAUUGAUCCGACACAGGUUUGUCCUAUGAUUCAUUUAUGCCCGUCAACUCAAUUACUUGAAGCUUUGAAGAUGAUACCGGAAGAACAUGUGAUAAAAACUAAAGUUGAGGAUAAACCGAAUUGUCCUCUUUGUCUGUUUGGGGUGACACAGUUGUACAAUGCUAUUAAAGAUAAUAAAACUGAGGCGUCUAUUGAAGCUGCUUUAGAAAAGUUAUGCACUCAUCUGCCAAAAAGUUUAUUAGAUCAGUGUGAUGUUUUUGUUCAAAAUUAUAGCAAACAAAUUAUAGAAAUGAUUCUUGCAGACUUAACACCACAAGAAGUUUGUGUUUACUUACAACUAUGUGACGCAGAAAAAGGCGACGUUGAACCUGAAAUUACGAUCUUCCCUUUGGAUAAAAAUGGCGAAAUAAUGACCAAUGAAAUACCUAAUGGUCCAAUGUACACAGUAAAUGUUGAAACAGUGGAAAUUUUUAGUGGAGAGUUAGUAGGUGACGAUAUGGAAUGCACAGUAUGCCAAUUUGUUAUGCAAUAUCUUGAAAAAGCUAUGGGUAGUCGUAAAUCAAAGGAUGAAAUUGAACAUUUGGUUCACAAUGUUUGCAAUCAUCUUCCUAAACACAUGGCUGACAAAUGUAACAAUUUCGUCAACGAAUAUGCUGAAAUUGUUAUUGAACUUCUGACUCAAGAAGUUAGUCCAAAAGAAAUCUGUACAAUUGUUGAUCUUUGCAAACCCGACACGACACGAAUAAGAGAAUUUGUUGCAGAAUGUGCUUUAUGUCAGGUUAUUGUAACGAAUAUUGAAAAGCUUUUAGUUGAUCCAAAAACAGAUGAACAUAUUGAAGAAGUCAUGGCUAAAAUCUGCAAAUAUUUACCAGAAAAUGAACAAGGAAAAUGUACAAUGCUAAUGGAAAUUUAUGAACAAAGUAUAAUCAAUAUAAUUAAGACUCAUGGGGAUACAAAAAAAAUUUGUUUAAAGUUAGGUCUUUGCUCCGCUAACGAUUUUUUAAUAAAAUUGACUGUAAAUAGAAGAACUAGGCGACAAACAGAGGAUAAAAACCUUGGUACAAAACCUUGCACUUGGGGAGAAUUUUAUUGGUGUAUAAGUGAUAAAACUGCAGAGGAAUGCAAGGCCAGUGAAUUAUGCAAAAAGAAAGGCCGCCUUUCUGAAUCAUCCCCAACUUUAGCUACAGUUGUCUCUAACAAUAUUGAAAUUAAAUCUAAAAAUAAUGAGAAUAAAAUGGAGAAUGAAAAGGCUGCAGUAACCAAAGAUAUAUCAUCAUCAUAAACAAAUAACGCAAUAAAAUUAUUUAAAAUUAGUUUUUUCAAUGAAUAACAUUGUUUGCUCAAGCGAUAAUGGUUCUCUACUUGUCAUCAAUAUUUACUUAUUAUUUUGCAAUAAUUGAUCCUACAUGAAAACACAUUAGUGUGAGUGAGGCUGUUUAUCAAGAUGUGUCAUAUAAUUAUCUGAAUAUUUUUGUGGCAUAUAGUUUUAUACUUGUAUAAUUUCAAAUACUUAUUAAUCGAACAAAUUUUAUAGUUUAUAGUGUCUUAAUUACUUUUGUAUUUAAAUUUACUUGAUAGUUUAUUUAGUGAGUUCUUGGAUUUUCACUUUUUCAAUAUUAAAAGAGCAGUAUUUAUAGGUUUCAGAAAACAUUUUCUUGAAUUUGAUUUGAUAAUUUGCUCAUAAAUCAAAAUUCAACAUGUUAAUCUUAGAUCUAUGUUAACUGUGAUAAUGAAAUCUUAAUACAAAAAUAACUGUAAUUCAA